GGAGAGUGGGACGGAGGAGGCGGGGGACAAAAAAAAAAAGUUCUGAGGGAGUUUAAAAACUGGAUUGAAAACCCAAACUCAAAUGAACAGUUAUGAGGUUACAUCAAGGUAGGCGUAUUUCGCCUCAAGGUACACAUAAACGCUCAAAAGCGAGAGGAUACACUCAAUUACAUAUCAUCAAGACUUGACACCACCAGGGCUCAUCCAGAGGACACUUUACGCAGCAUGCUCGUCUUGCUUUUUAGGCUAAGUGGAGAAUAUUUCAGAUUUUUACCCUGAAUUGUCUUAACUGAAGACAGCAAGUCUGCUUCAGAUUAUAAACUUAAUUUUACUGUUUACAGUCAGGCAUUUAGCUCUAGCUUUUAUUUAGAAUUGAAAUAUUUAUAGAAGAGAGGAAUCAUGGCAGUACAUGCGCUGACCGGAUUCUCCCUAGUCAGUUUACUUGGGUUUGGCUACCUCUCCUGGGACUGGACGAAGCCCAACCAGGUGGAGAAUGAACCCCUUUCGGACUUGACCAACAAGAUCUCCAGAUUCCCGCCCAGACAGGCGCAGCCGCACAUCAUCUUCAUCCUCACGGACGACCAGGGUUUUCACGACAUCGGCUAUCACAACUCGGACAUCCGAACGCCGACUUUGGACAAACUGGCGGCGGAGGGCGUCAAGCUGGAGAACUACUACAUCCAGCCCAUCUGCACGCCUUCCCGCAGUCAGCUCAUCACGGGCAGAUACCAGAUCCACACUGGACUGCAACACUCCAUCAUUCGAUCGCGCCAGCCUAACUGCCUGCCACUGGACCAAGUGACGCUCCCACAGAAACUGCAGGAGGCAGGGUAUGCCACCCACAUGGUGGGUAAGUGGCACUUGGGCUUCUACAAGAAGGAGUGCCUGCCCACACGUCGUGGUUUUGACACCUACUUUGGGUCAUUGACGGGCAGUGUUGACUACUAUACUUAUGAGUCUUGUGAUGGGCCAGGGAUGUGUGGAUAUGACUUGCAUGACGGAGAGACGGUAGCCUGGGGUCAGAGGGGUAAGUACUCUACCCACCUCUACACUCAGAGGGUGCGCAAGAUCCUGGCCAGCCAUAACCCCCGCCAGCCCAUCUUCAUCUUCCUGUCCUUUCAGGCCGUGCACACGCCUCUGCAGUCACCCAAGGAGUACAUCUACCAAUACCGGGGAAUGGGUAAUGUAGCCCGCAGGAAGUAUGCUGCCAUGGUUUCAGUUGUAGAUGAAGCAGUACGCAAUGUGACCUAUGCCCUGCGCAAGUACGGAUACUACCAGAACAGCAUCAUUAUUUUCUCUACAGACAAUGGGGGGCAACCGUUUUCUGGAGGCAGCAAUUGGCCGUUGCGGGGACGCAAAGGCACUUACUGGGAGGGAGGCAUCAGAGGACUAGGUUUUGUCCACAGUCCCUUGCUGCGGCGCAGACGUCGAGUGAGCAAGGCCCUGGUGCACAUCACAGAUUGGUACCCCACCCUAGUCACUCUGGCAGGAGGAAACAUCUCUCUGAGUGAGGGUCUUGAUGGUUACAAUGUGUGGCCAGCAAUCAGUGAGGGUAAGGAGUCUCCCCGACUAGAGAUUCUGCAUAACAUUGACCCACUUUACAAUCAUGCUAAGCAUGGCUCCUGGCAGGAUGGCUUCCGCAUCUGGAACACAGCUGUUCAGGCCUCACUCCGUGUUGGGGACUGGAAGUUGCUCACUGGAGACCCAGGAUAUGGAGACUGGAUCCCACCACAAAUGCUGGCCAACUUCCCAGGUAGUUGGUGGAACUUGGAGCGCUGCACUGACAUCCAGAAGUCUGUGUGGCUCUUCAAUAUCACAGGAGACCCUUAUGAGCGAUAUGAUUUAUCAAAGGAGCGGCCAGAUGUGGUUAAACAGCUGCUGGCUCGUCUGGCCUACUACAACCGCACUGCCAUCCCUGUGCGCUACCCAGCCAAGGACCCCCGGGCCAACCCUGAGUUUAACGGGGGUGCAUGGGGGCCCUGGGCUGGCGAUGAUGAGGAAUAUAACUGGGAUGAGGUAUAUCACAAGAAUACAAAAACCAAGAAGAAGUGUAAGAUCUGCAAACUGAGGUCUUUUUUCAGAAGGCUAAAUACCAGGAUCAUGUCCAACAAACUGUAGUAGGGCAUUAUUGGCAGGGUUCCAUUUAGUAACUCCUGUUGACUUGUGAUAGUAAAGUACCACAUUUCAAAAAGGUGCUUGAAAUAAAAUUGCUCCAAAGGCAGACCUUGACAAAGCCAUUCUCUGAGCCCGCUGUGUGUUUGUUGUAGGACUUUGUAGGAGUUUUAUUUA
This is a messenger RNA of Scleropages formosus (Asian bonytongue), 2289 nucleotides long. RefSeq names its product arylsulfatase I. Gene Ontology annotation, molecular function: sulfuric ester hydrolase activity. The transcript is spliced from 2 exons. The record is from RefSeq and is a predicted model, not a curated record. Bases 400 to 2118 code for a protein of 572 amino acids. NCBI's taxonomy places the organism in Eukaryota, Metazoa, Chordata, Actinopteri, Osteoglossiformes, Osteoglossidae.